This is a messenger RNA of Dromiciops gliroides (monito del monte), 936 nucleotides long. RefSeq names its product olfactory receptor 4D6-like. NCBI's taxonomy places the organism in Eukaryota, Metazoa, Chordata, Mammalia, Microbiotheria, Microbiotheriidae. Gene Ontology annotation, biological process: G protein-coupled receptor signaling pathway. The coding region runs from base 1 to 936 and encodes 311 amino acids. Gene Ontology annotation, cellular component: membrane. The transcript has a single exon. Gene Ontology annotation, molecular function: G protein-coupled receptor activity; olfactory receptor activity. The record is from RefSeq and is a predicted model, not a curated record.
AUGGACUUAGAAAACUAUACCAGCGUGACAGAGUUUGUCUUCUUGGAACUUACCCAGUUUCAGGAGCUGGAAACUUUCUUGUUUGUGGCAUUCCUUGCUGUGUACAUAACGAUGGUGCUGGGGAAUGUACUCAUUGUGGUCACUGUCACCUGUGAGUCUCGACUUCACACACCUAUGUACUUCCUCCUCCGGAACAAGUCCGUACUGGAUAUUGUUUUCUCCUCCAUUACAGUCCCUAAGUUUUUGGUGGACCUCCUGUCAGAGAGAAAAGCCAUCUCUUACAAUGGAUGCAUGACCCAGAUAUUUUUCUUCCAUUUUGCUGGUGGGGCAGACAUUUUUUUCCUCUCAGUGAUGGCUUAUGACAGAUACCUUGCAAUCUCAAAGCCACUCCACUAUGUCUCCAUCAUGAGAAAGGAAGUAUGGGUUGGAUUGAUUUUGGCUUCAUGGGUAGGGGGUGGUUUGCAUUCGAUCGUCCAGAUCAUUCUGAUUCUCCCCCUUCACUUCUGUGGCCCUAAUGUCCUGGAUGCUUUCUACUGUGAUGUACCUCAGGUGGUGAAACUUGCUUGCUCAGACACUUUUGCCCUUGAGUUGCUGUUAAUCUCCAACAAUGGCCUGGUGACCUUACUGUGGUUCCUACUGCUUCUGGGGUCCUACACAGCUAUCUUGGUGAUGCUUAGAGCACAAACAGGGGAAGGCAGAACCAAAGUCCUCUCCACCUGUACCUCUCAUAUCAUAGUGGUGACACUGCACUUUGUACCCUGUGUUUACAUCUAUUGCAGGCCCUUUACCACCCUGCCCAUGGAUACAGCUGUGUCAAUCAACAAUACUGUCAUUACCCCCAUGCUCAAUCCCAUUAUCUACACCCUGAGGAACCAGGAAAUGAAGUUAGCUAUGAGGAGAUUGAGAAAACGACUUGUGUCUACUGAAAGUAAUUAA